This is a messenger RNA of Penicillium riverlandense, 4413 nucleotides long. Its product is annotated as TRAPPII-specific subunit TRS120. The record is from RefSeq and is a predicted model, not a curated record. Gene Ontology annotation, cellular component: trans-Golgi network. The coding region runs from base 1 to 4413 and encodes 1470 amino acids. NCBI's taxonomy places the organism in Eukaryota, Fungi, Ascomycota, Eurotiomycetes, Eurotiales, Aspergillaceae. The transcript has 3 exons.
AUGGGUGUCGACCCCCUGUCCCCGGUUGCGCCUGUGCGCCUCAGGGCACUCCUCCUUCCGAUAGGGAGAAUCAAGCGCUCCCGUUUUCUGAGCUUCGCCGCCAGACUCCAGGCCGAAAAUGUGGUCCGAUUAGGGGACAUUAGCCCUGAUGCGCGGCCAAAUCGAAAUAUGUUCUCGCCGCUCGCAUUUCCUACCGGGCUGAUCCUUUACGACCUUUCGUACUCGGUUCCUCCGACGUCGCAUCUUGAACUAUUUCCGUUUGAACUUUUUCGAGAACCACUGGUGAUCCUCACAAUAGCGGAUGGAACUGAGCUCGCUCCAAGCUCGACUGGGGAGAACAAGGACAAGCACCCGACGCCCGACGGCCUGGAUUCACUGCUGGAAGCGCUAGAGGUUGUCAAGGAGAGGAAUCCGCGCGCGUUGGUCCAUCAAAUACUGGUUUUCGAUCAUGAAGGCGUGGAAAAGCUCACGAACGGACCGGAUAAUGUCCUCUGGGUCCCGCCACCACAGGCAUCCAAAGCCACCACGAUGAAGACGGCGCUUUGUGAUAUUACCUCUGUCUUGCUCUCUGAACUGGAUGAAUUUGCGAAGACAAUCCAGAACAUCCCAUCCAUUGAGUCUCCCAAAUCUUCUUCCUGGGGUCCACACCGGAAUCCAGAGCAACGGCCGCGAGCUGUGGACCGGCUGCUUCAUCGGAUGACCUCACCUGCGCAAAUGCCCACCGAUCCUAGUGCUGCACCCGAGACUCCAUUGAGUUCCAACGCCAGUUCUCCGGCCCCCAGUGAUCAUGAAACGCCCAUAACGUUUGACGAAAUCCAUCGAUCCAUUAAUCUCUCUAGUCGCACGAAUUCUAUUAGCAGAACUUCAUCUGUGCAUUCGCCCAAGGAGCACAGUCGGGACCGCAUGUCGGUGAGCGGCGUAAGUGCAACCGACAGGACCAAGAACCGCAUCAAGGGCCGUGCCGGUGUUGUCGUUGGGUCUCUUUUCCUGCUGGCAGGAAGGUGGCCAGAUGCCCUCAAGGAGCUGGUUGAAGCGGCAAACAACGCUAGGGCGAGCAGCGAUUAUGUGUGGCAUGGCAAAGCUCUCGAGACAAUUCUUCUUACUUUGCUGAUGUUCGGCUGGGCCGGGAUGGACUUUCAGAUUCCAUCUAUCCUCUAUCCAACAGCCGAGAAGUCUUCCAAAUCGCAUCGAGAUUCUAAUCCACCACCCGGGGCUAGUAACCGUGCCGUGUCUCUUCAAAACCUGGCCAACCUGCUCCCAGACCUCACAAACACCAUCUUGAAUCUUUACAACCGUGCUGCAAAUAUUACAGAGGAGCCUCUCCCCCAGCUCGUGUUCUCCGAGACAGUUAUCCGCUUAGCAAGGCUAUUGGUAGCGUGCCGCAUUCGUGAUGGAGCUCUUGACGACAACGCUCUGAAACAUAUUGUGAUGAACGAUCUUUUGACACCAUUGCAUCAGCCAGAACUCCCUCGCGGGACAGUUGUGCCUCGAAAAUCCGAGAUUGCCAAUUUCUUGUUCCGAGCUCUGCCGCUCUCUCCUGGCUCGGACCUACCCGCGACUGAUGCCGUGCCUAUCAUAGUCGGUGUCGUCUCCGUCUUGAAUACUCUUGGUCUCCCAAGGAAAAAGGCUUUCGUCUUGCGCGAACUUCUCUCGCUAAUAGUACCAAGUCUUGUUCAGGCAAGGAAAAUUGGAGCUGCGGAGGCCGGCAUUCAUCCAGCUGCUGGGCUAGCGUCUCUAAGCGAUACCGCGUUCGACGUCAAUGCUCUGGAUGUCGGGCCUGGAAACAUGGAGACAAGUGUGCGCCUUCUCCUUGCCUCGGUAGGCGAGAUAUACGGAGUUCAACCUUCGGCGUUUUACGAGUGGAAGAAAAGAGAGAGUCAAUCCUUCAACGCCGAGGGAUCCUCUGACUGUCCGGAAUACGACUCGAUUGAUGCUAUUGCUGAGAGAUCAUUUCGGCAUGUCGUGUUGGAUCGAUAUGGCGAUCUGAACUUGAAGAUUGAUGUGCUCAAAGCGUGCAUCAACUGCUGUGAAGCACUCCCUGACUUCAACGGCGUUCUUCGUUUCACUGUCGAGCUUCUUCAAACGGUCCGAGGUCAACUUAUGCUCGGUGAAUCUUAUCAAGCACCGCCUUAUCUACCAGUCGACGACCAAGUUCGUCUUUCAAACAACAUCAAGCGCACGGUGGCGGCUGCGAGCAGGCUUGGUGCCUCCGACGUGGUGGCUGAAUACUGGGAUGAUUUCCUUGUUCGCGAUGUCCAAUUGCUGGCCCUUCCGGAUAACAAACGGCCUGUCCGACGGUCCAGGACUCAAUUGGAUGCGGUCACGACGGACUCCGAAAAGGUUAAGAAAGAUCCAUUCUUAUACAACCCGUUUGCAAAGCCCAGCAGCAAGGCGAUCGAGACCCUUGCUGUGGCGGGUGAACAUGCAUCAUUCCGAGUGACUCUUCAGAACCCCUACGAUUUUGAGGUUGAGAUCGAGUAUAUGCGUCUUGAGAGUGAGGGUGUGUCUUUUGAUGCCGUGGCCGAACAAAUCGUUCUUUCUCCUCUUUCUCUACAAGAGAUCACUGUCCUUGGUAUCGCGCAAGAGAAGGGUGACCUCAACAUCACAGGAUGCACGGUGAAGGUACGGCACUGCCGCGCCAGAAAAUUUCCCAUCUUCAAGACCAUUUGGAAGCCCGAGCCUGAGGUCAAAUUUAAGCGCAUCGGCUUGGAAUCGAAAAAACCAUUGACCGAGCGCCCACUCUCGUGGAGUUCGACGACAUCAAAGGACGGCAAGGUAUCCACUAAGAAGGGUCCCGAAGCGGCAACCUGCCAAGUCAAGGUGAUUGGCAAGCAGCCGUCGCUUGUGAUUGAGUCAUUGUCGCUAUCGCAAUCGGCGAUGAUGGUUCUGGAAGGAGAGGUCAGGUCCUUCACCAUCACUUUGCAAAACACAUCAUCCUGCCCUCUUGACUUUAUCUUGUUUACCUUCCAAGAUUCCACAACACGACAGCUGCAGUCCGCUCUCAACAACAAGGAUUUGUUGCCGGUAGAGAUAUACGAGCUAGAGUUGAAGCUGGCAACCAGGCCAGCCCUGCAGUGGCGCCGUACGGGUCCAUCGUCCGACGACCACUCCAUCCCUCCAGGCCAAAAGGCCACUUUUACUGUCGAUGUCCUUGGGAAGCCGGGCCUGCAAGACACGACCGUUCAGAUCGACUAUUCGUACGUUGACGCUGGCGAGGACAACACUCCGGAUGUAUUUUACACGCGGCAGCUAUUUGUUCCACUAACUGUGACCGUGAAUGCGAGUGUGGAAGUAGCACGCUGCGAUAUCUUGCCCUUCAGCGGUGAUUUCGCCUGGCGAAACCAUCUUCAUGCCAACCCUGAGUCUGGAUCUGCCUCCGCAACAACCAAGACAAUCGCUGCCGUCGAUGAUGACCCAUUCGCGAAAGUGCUUUCGCGUCUCGGUAAAGGGCCGUACGGACCUGAUCACUGCGUUGUACUCCUCGAUCUUCGAAACGCCUGGCCCAGCCCCCUGUCCGUCUGGUUGCGAGUCAGCGAGCAGUCCUUCCCCGAUCCUUCGGCUGUGAUAGCUUCCAUGAAGGUCUCCGACGGCCAGCACUCUGUCGACGGAGAUUUUCAGCCAGGUCAAGUGUAUCGGUUCGUCCUCGUCCUGCCUCGCAUUUACCUGGACAACCCGCACGCUGCUAUUCCCGUCGUCAACACCGGCACACGUCGACAGUUUGUGGUCAGCGCUAACAAGCUCUCCUUUGAGGCUGAGGCCGCUUCCCGCGAGGCAUUCUGGUUCCGCGAAGAACUCCUCAAGCGCCUCGUCGGUGGCUGGAAGGAACCCGCUUCCGGCCGUGAAGGCAGCAUCGAUCUACGCAACAUCCGAUUGAAUCCUCGCAUGGUCGAAGCCAUGCGCCUCGAGGACGUGGAAUUUACUUUCUCUAUAACCUCGUCCGACUCCGACGCCUCGGUUACGCAGACCGGCCGCUCCCGCUUCCGCGCGAAGACAGACGAUUUGCUGACUCUGAGCGUCUCGGUCCGCAACCGCUCUUCUCGCCCCAUCCACCCCCUUCUUCGUCUCCAGCCCAGCCUCCGCAACCAACCCAACAACGUUGCCCUAGAUCUCACCCGCCGUCUUGUCUGGACAGGUAUGCUGCAGCAGUCCCUCCCCGUUCUGCAAAGCGGCGAGUCCACCACAGCCACCGUGGGGGUGACAGUGCUCAGUCGCGGGGAGUACGAGUUCGGCGCCAGCAUUGAAGAGGCGCGGCUCCUUCGCUCGGCGGAUGAGCAGGAUGGGAAGGACAAGGAUCACGCAGAUUAUCACCAUUAUGACGGCGGUGGUAUCAAGGAUACAUUCGGCGCGGAUGUUGUCCGGCGCAGACGGAUCUGGCAUGCGAAGGAGGCAUGCGUGAUUCAUGCUUGGGAUUGA